This is a messenger RNA of Myzus persicae (green peach aphid), 804 nucleotides long. RefSeq names its product protein ALP1-like. NCBI's taxonomy places the organism in Eukaryota, Metazoa, Arthropoda, Insecta, Hemiptera, Aphididae. The record is from RefSeq and is a predicted model, not a curated record. The transcript has a single exon. Bases 1 to 804 code for a protein of 267 amino acids.
AUGGUACUUUUCUUUAGGUAUCUAGCAAGUGGCUCAAGUUUCAACGAACUAUCAUACAACUAUUUGAUUGGCGCCAGCACAAUUCGUAAGAUAGUGAAAACAACAUGCACGAAAAUUUGGAAUAUUUUGCAGCCCAUUGUUAUGCCAGAGAUAAGCGAAGAAGGGUGGUUACACAUAUCUGAACAAUUUAAUAAAAAUACCCAUUUUCCUAACAUCAUUGGUGCUAUAGACGGCAAACAUAUCAGAAUAAUCCAACCACAAAUGACUGGCUCAGAAUUUUUUAAUUAUAAAAAAUUCUUUUCUGUAGUGCUGAUGGCAUGGGUUGAUGAUGAUUAUCAAUUUGUCUACAUAGAUGUUGGAGCAAAUGGAGCAGCAGGUGAUUCUUCAGUCUUUAAUAAUUCAAAUAUGGGUAUAAAGUUACGACAAAACCUUUUGAAUAUACCAAAAGACCGAACAUUGCCCAACGAUCCAGAAGGUAAACCAAUGCCUUUUUGUUUGGUUGCUGAUGAAGCUUUUGGUUUAUCGAGACACAUUUUGCGUCCAUUUGGAAAAAAAACGCUUACCACAAUAAAAAAAAUUUACAACCGAAGGCAAACAACAGCUCGUCGAAUGGUUGAAUGCACAUUUGGCAUAUUAGCAAACAAAUGGCGUAUUUUCCAUAGACCUAUUGAUGUUAGCAUCGAUUUCUGUGACACGAUAAUCAAAUCAUGUUGUGUGCUCCAUAAUUUCGUACGCAAAAGAGAUGGAAUUAACUUUACAGACACAGCUUAUGAAUGCCCACUGCCCAGUAGUGCCCAGUGUUAA